Messenger RNA from Chelonoidis abingdonii (Abingdon island giant tortoise), 1526 nucleotides. Lineage: Eukaryota; Metazoa; Chordata; Testudines; Testudinidae. The record is from RefSeq and is a predicted model, not a curated record.
UGUCUCUGUUUUCAGCCCCCCGAGAAGCGGCGGCGAACUAUCGAGGACUUCAACAAAUUCUGCAGCUUUGUCCUGGCCUAUGCUGGUUACAUCCCAUCCACCAAGGAGGAGAGCGACUGGACCCCUUCGGGCUCCAGCUCCCCCCUGCGCCCGGAGAGCGUGGUGGACAGCGACGGCUGGGAGUCGACCCACUCGGACCUCCACACCAUCGAGACUUUCGUCAAGAAGGCCAAGUCCUCCAAGAAGAAGGCCUUCCGCCGCCUCAAGGCGGACAGCUCCCUGCUGGAGAAGAUGAAGCUCAAGGACUCCCUCUUCGACCUAGAUCCGGCCGGCCGGCAGCUGCCGGCGUCCCGGGCCAGCCCGCUGGGGGACAAGAGGAAGGAGAAGCGCUGCCGGCGGGCGGUUGGCGGCCCCGAGGCGGCCCGGCGCGGCUCGGGUGACUUCGGCGGGCGAGAACGCUCGCGCAUCAAAAAGGCAGAACAGAGUUGGAAAAAGCCGAAAGAAAUCAGGCCUCCUUUGACGGAACGACCGGAGGAGGGGGCGGUGGGGGGCGGCGGUUGCUGAGCCGGGGCGGGGAGAGGAGGCACCCAUCCCUGAGAGCUGCUGCCCGAGGGCGGCUUCCGAGCCCAAACGGGGGCGGGGGAGGGCAAGGAGUGCGCCAGCACGGAGACCAGGCCAGGGACGGCGAUGGCACUCCAGCGAGGAGAGAUGCGGGUCAUGGAAGACGGGAACAUGGUCGAGUCAGGGGAUGACUCGUGGGACCUGAUCACCUGCUACUGCCAGAAGCCCUUCGCCGGGCGGCCCAUGAUCGAGUGCAACCAGUGCGGCACCUGGAUCCACCUCUCCUGCGCCAAGAUCAAAAAGACCAACGUCCCUGACAUCUUCUACUGCCAGAAGUGUAAAGAGGGGGCCCGCAAAGCCGCCGCCGCCGCGCCGGCCCCCCGGGGCGGGGGGGAGCCCUAGAGACUGGGCCCCACACGGCCACCGAGCUGGAACCCAGCUGGACUGUUCCCCCCUCCCCCCCAGCCCCCCGAGCAGAGGGGAGAUUCACCCCGACAUCUGUGUGCUCACAUUGCCCCCGCCCCUGGCUGAUGGGGAUGGGGAAGUGAAACUGAGCGGCUGCUCUUUCCGGCCCCAGCAGAUGCGGGGGGGGAAUUGGGGGUGCUCUCCCCCAGCCCCCCUUCCUGGCUGUAAAUAUAGAAGGAAAGUGGAGGGGUUUAUUUUGUGUUUUUUUUUGUUUUUAAAUCUUCCCCUUCCCCCCCCCAACCCCGGCUUCCUUUUUGAAAUGGAGACUUUACUCCUGGCCCCCCAAGUAGGUGGCAGAAGUGGGGUACAGCGGGGGGGGGCAAAUCAACAAAAAAAAGGGGGGGAGGUUUGGUCAAGUUCCCACCAAGGGACCUGUUUUGAGGCUGGGCCAGUCGGUUCGAAAGACGCCCUCAGCCAGCCCCCCACCCAAGUGGUGACGGGGGGCCCUGCCGGCAGUUGGGGGGCCCUCGCCGGUCGAGGAGCAGCGGGGGGGGGCUCUG